AUGGCGACCACAGACAUAACUGGAGUAUUUCCUGCUCUUAUAUUGAAAGUGAUUGUCAGUAUUUAUAGAGGGAAAACAAACGAACAACUUUGUGAAAGCUAUAGGAGUCGUAUGCCUUACGAUGUUGAAAAGCAUAAGAAUUUGAUAAAUUUCAAGAGAGAUCUUGAACAAUUCUUAGGAUUAAAAAAACAAGCUCAAGGGCUUGGUAUUCCCAACAUUGACAUCAAGCUUUAUCGUUUGGCACGUACGAGUUGUGGGAAGACGGAAAAUUACUUAAUAUGCACCCAAGAACAAUGGAAUGUAGAACUACCGUUACUUUUGGGAGAUGAAAACUCCGAUCUCAAUGGUGAGUCAUGGAUCUUUGGCUGUAUUUUGACCUAUGACACCUAUUUUUGUCUGUUUUUCAGCCAUCAUGUAUUGUGUCUAUUGUGAUAUGUCUGAUAUAUGAUUUGUCUGAUUUGUGGAAAUUUGUACAAUUGCGAAUUGCGGUAUAGGCGUAUAGAGACUUUUCAGACAGUAUAGGUCAGUAUAGGCUAGUUGAUCAAGUUGUCCUGUCCCUAGAUUAGUUGUUUUUAGUCAAUUUUGUGAAUAGAUGUUUACUUUAAGAGAUUAAGAGAUAAAUACAUUUUUCAAAGUGCAAGCAAAAUUUAGCAAGCAUAAUGUUGACCAAUUUCAAACUUUUAAACUGUCUUAAAUGCAGACUUGACAGAAUAGCCUUUCUGGUAAUUACGUCACGACUAACACUGUUUUCAACUUAGGACCACCUUGAAUGGAAUGGAUUUCAAGUUUGUUUCUCACAGGCUAUGGAUAGAGGGGCAGAACAUCAUUCUUCAACACAUGCUUAAAAGACAUAAAAGACCAUAAAAAUAAUUUUGUAUUUUGACCAAUAAACAGGGAAAUAAGCUUAAACACGAAAACGAGGCUGAGGGGCCAUUGCGACCAAUAAAUGUGGAAAUAAGCUUAAACAUGAAAACGAGGCUGAGGGGCAAUGGCCUCGUUUUUGUGUUUAAGCUUACUUCCACAUCAUAGGAAUUAAUUUUAUGCAUGUGUUGACGAAGGAUGUUUGCUUCACUGUCCAUAGCCUGUGAGAAACAAACCUGAAAUCCAUUCUAGACAUUAGAUAGAUAACUAGAUAAGAUAACUUUAUUUUAGCAGGGUGGCCCAUUCAGCACUAGGCUGGUAUCCAUAGGGGCCCUGCUUAUAUAAAUAUAUCUAUUUACACAAUAAGAAAAUAUAAUAAACUAAACUAGUAAUAGUACAUAUAUAAAUGUAUAAUUAUAAAAACCUAAUUGUACAAUGAGUAUUAAUUAUUAAAAACUGUGUCUUUGUAUAAGAGACUUGAAAUUAGACAAGGUCCCUGCCUUUUUAAUUCGAUCUGGAAGAUUGUUAUAAAGCAGUGAUCCCGAGUAUAGAAAAGAUCUCUUGCCCAGACUAAGAUUUGGUUUUGGUAAGUGCAAAUCAUCUUUCCUUCUAGUAUUAUAAGAAUGAAUAUUUGAAUUCCUUACAAAAUAUCCACUUAAAUAUUCUGGGACUAAAUUGUUCAAACAUUUAAAUACUAAAACACACUUGUGAAUUUGUCUACGAGUAGAUAAAUCUACCCAAUUUAAAAUGUCAAACGUAUUUCUGGAGCUGUCUCGUUGUAAUAUUAUUCGUGCUGCACGGUUUUGCAGCUUUUGGAGGCUUUGAGAACACCCAGCAGGCAGCUCGGACCAUACAGCAUCAGUGUAGUCAAAAAUAGGUUGCACCACUGAAUUGUAAACACAUUUAGAUGCCUCAAUUGUCAAGCAAGACCGUAUUCGCGAAAGUAUACCUAAUCGCUUGCUCACUUUGUUGCAGAUCUCUUCCGUAUGUUCUUUCCAUGAUAUUUGUUCAUCUAGCAUUACGCCUAAGUAACUAAACUUUGGCACUCUUUCAACUAGUUUGCCUUGUAGUUGGAUGGUAAAGUCUCCGAAACGACCAAGUUUUUGUUUUGUUCCAAAAAGCAUAACCUUAGUUUUGCUGUAAUUUAAAACAAGUCUACUGGACGUCAUCCAUUGUGCAACACGAUCUAAAUCAUUUUGAAGGGUUUCCAUUAUCUCAUUGGUAUCAGAACCAGAAAAAUAAAUUAUUGUGUCAUCGGCGUACAUACUGAUUGAACAGCUUAAUAGACAUUUUGGCAAGUCAUUUAUGUGUAAGACAAAUAAUAACGGUCCAAGCACAGAUCCCUGGGGAACGCCAUAAUUCAACACACUUAAAUCAUUUAAGGUGGACAAACAGUGUAGUUGUGACGUAGUUACUGGAAAGAUCUAUUCUUAACAGGUCUUAGCUGUCUUAACAGGCUUUGUAAACUUUGGAAUAAGUCGAAUAAGAACUGCUUCCUCCAUUUGUAGCCCUUGUAUGUUGCACUCUACGUCUACGUACAUAUAUCCCUGAAAAAAAUUUGAAAUACUUGAAUAUAUUGAGUCUAUUGAGAUCCAUUCCCGGAAAUUCUAAAAAUUCUGGGUAGCAGCUGCUGUGCAGUAGGUGCUGACAGGACUGACAGAUCUAGAACACACAAAGAAAACUUGGCCAAAACUAAAAUUAGUCAACACACUCUAUACUUACCUGUUGUACCUGGAGCAUGAUUAGUUAUUUUAUAUUUUUAAAGUUCAUGUGAUCCAGAGAGUAGUCAGCUGGUCGGACAAGAGUGUAGUAAUUGUAUCUGUGCCAGAUACACUUAACCCUUCUGGUACCAAUUCAUGUACCAAUAAAAGUUCCACAAACAAUGCAAAGAAAAAUGUGGAACAAGAAAGCUGCACACAAAAGAGUAGCAGAGUUAGAAAAAGGAAAAUUGAAGCUAACGAGGACAAAAAUCUUCAGCAUGACCUAAUGUGUGACCUUAAUGUUGUGCGAAAUGAUAGACAAACUGAGGAAUUGGCAAGACUUCAAGAUGGUAAGCCUCAAUUAAAUUGCUACACAUUUCCUUAAAUGGUCUUAAAUGCAUGCAUACAAACUGGUAAAGUCCCAGGAUGAAUAUAAAUUAUACUUGCUGGACUUGCAGUCUUGCUGUGUUCUUGUAUCUGCUUGUAUAUACUAUAUAGUGAACAAUAGGGAAAUAUAUCAAUUCUAAUAAUUAUACAGUCUACAUAGAAAUAUAGUACAGUAUGUCGUCAUAGACUCAUUGGCAUCUACUGGUACCAUUGAACAGCCGUAACUAAACAUGUUAUUUGGCACCCCCUAACACAAUUUACUUAAUAGUCUUAAUAGAAUGUGUUCUUCUGCCUUUCAGAACUGAAAAAAUUGAGUAACAGCAAAGCACUCAACGAAAUGAAGUUUGUUUCUGGUAUAUGUCACAAGAAAUACAAUAUAAGCGGCAGCCGAACGAUAGAGGGUAAAAUCAGCUACUAUAAAACAAGUAAGAAAUUAUGGUUUAAGACAUUUAAUAAAAGGUCAUAAAUCCUAUUAUAAGUGUAGGUAUUGACAAGUCUGACAGUGAUGUUGUCACUGAUUCUGAAUGGUCCUGAAUGUACAUGGUGAAUGUCUCACUGACAUGAAAUAAUGCAUGUAAAGUAACAUACUUUCUUUUUAUCUUUAUUAAAACUUUCCAAUCUUCCCUCAAUUUCCUUAAUAUUGCAUGGCUUGUAGAAAUAGUGCUGAUUAAUAGUUUUUACUUUUUAGCUCAUUUUGACAAAUGCAUGAAUAAAAAAGAAAAGUUAGCACAAGAUGCAAAGAGAGCUAGAACUCUGGAU
Messenger RNA from Paramuricea clavata, 3707 nucleotides. Lineage: Eukaryota; Metazoa; Cnidaria; Anthozoa; Malacalcyonacea; Plexauridae. The record is from the annotation of a GenBank genome assembly.